AUGUGUGGCAUCUCUGGUAUCUUCAAUGCUCCUCAAGAUCUUGCAGAGGCCGUGCUACGUCUCCAAGCGGCUGAAUUGUUCCAUCGAGGACCUGACCACGCUGGUAUAGAAAUUCAAGGUGGAUCCGGGUUGUACCACUGCCGAUUGUCUAUUGUCGAUCCAGCUGGUGGUCAGCAGCCUUUUCGCAAUAAGGAGAACACCGUCUUCUUGGUAGCCAAUGCCGAGAUCUAUAAUCAUCGUCAUCUUCGUCAAGUGCUCAAGUCGGAAGCUGGAACGAUUUUUCAGAGUGAAAAUGACUGCGAAACGUUGCUGCAUGCCUACCUUCACUGGGGUGACUCAUUCUUGGACAGGCUCGAUGGCUUCUUCGCUUUGUUGAUCCUCGAUUAUCGCAAUCCUGAUCAGAAGGGCUGUAGGCUGGAAAAGCCUCGCUUGUUUGCGGCCCGAGAUCCGGUCGGUGUUACCAGUCUCUACUUUUCGGUCGCUCAGAUGUGCGAUCACCAGCAAAACCCGCGUGGAGAGCGCUUCAUGAUGUUUGGCAGCGAACUGAAAGCAGUCUGUUCCAUUCCAAAGCUUGAUACAGCGCAACAGCAAGUCAAGGCUUCCUACAUCGCAACUUUCCCUCCCGGUCACCGCUUUAGCACCGAUGACCUGGACUUGGCCUCUGCGCCUACCGCAGAGCAAUUGCUCGACGGUCUGUCCGGCGCAAAAGAGCCACGAGGUUCUGAUGCCAAAGAUUGGCCCGGUGAGCCGUACAUCACCCGUUACUUCGUUCCCUCCUGGUAUCCUGGACAGAAAACCUCAGUAGGCUCAGAAUAUCUCGAUCUCAAGCGACUGCGAGAAGCUCUCGCCUUGUCGGUUCGUAAAAGGCUGAUGAGUGACGUGCCUGUCGCAUUCCUGCUUUCAGGCGGUCUAGAUAGUAGUCUGGUGUGCUUGGCUGCUACGGAAUACAUGGACGAGCUCAAGCAGAAGCGAGAGGCUCCUUCUCACGUUCCUAGUGCAUACCUCCGUCCGGUCUCGCUAGAGAAUCUUGUCGAGAGCACUGGACGGUUGCGAACAUACUCUGUGGGGAUGAUCGACAAGCACGGUGUGACCUCGGAUGACAUUGUUGCGGCGAGGAAGGUGUCUCAGCACCUGGGUACCUCUCACGUCGAGGUCUUGUUCACUUUUGAAGAGGGCAUUACCGCGCUGAAAAAAUGUAUACGUCACAUUGAAACUUUUGACGUCAGUACCGUGAGGAGCAGCGUCCCCCUCUUGCUCCUCUCUCAGCGCAUCCAUCAAGACGGAUACAAGGUGGUCCUGGGUGGAGAAGGAUCGGACGAAAUCUUUGGAGGAUACAAAUAUCUGUGUGAUGCGUCUACCGCGGCCGAGUUUCACGACGAAAUCGUUUCUUUGAUUUUGCACGUCCAUCUCAGCGAUACUAUCCGGAUCAACAAGGUGCCCAUGACUUUUUCAAUCGAGACUCGCGCUCCUUUUGUCGACAAGGACCUCAUGGAAGAGGCUUUCCGCAUCGAUGCAGGCUACAAGAUGUUCCUUCGAAAUGCCGAUCUGGUCGAUCCAAAGCAGCUUAAAAAACCCAAGGGCUGGAUCACAGCUGAAGGUCCGGAAGAAUAUACCGGACUGCGGCGUCUGGAAAAGUACGCUCUUCGUGCGGCUUUCGAACCAGAAAUCAAUCAAAACACACCCACGGAACACCGCACUCUACCUCAGAGUGUCCUCUGGCGCCGAAAGGAGCAAUUUAGUGACGGAGUUGGUCUCAGUUGGGCUCACCAGCUAAAGCUGUACGCUGAGAACUCGGUAAGCGACGCGGAAUGGGAAGCUAGUCGUCGGAAGCUUCAAUACAUGACUGCUCGAACCAAGGAAGAACACCUCUAUCGACGUAUCUUCGAUGAUUGCUUUGAGAGCUCGGGCGGACCAGCUUUGACUGUAGCGCGUUGGCAAGCAGGUGUCCGCUUUGGCAAUGGCGACGAUCCCUCCGGUCACUGCCAGUAG
Sporisorium graminicola is the source of this 1989-nucleotide messenger RNA. RefSeq lists its product as uncharacterized. Gene Ontology annotation, cellular component: cytosol. The transcript has 3 exons. Lineage: Eukaryota; Fungi; Basidiomycota; Ustilaginomycetes; Ustilaginales; Ustilaginaceae. Gene Ontology annotation, molecular function: asparagine synthase (glutamine-hydrolyzing) activity. The coding region runs from base 1 to 1989 and encodes 662 amino acids. The record is from RefSeq and is a predicted model, not a curated record.